AUGUCGAGAGGCAUCAUUUUUAUUUGGUUGGAAUUAAAAAUUAUUUUCCCGCUCACCACAUUCGCCAAUCUUUAUUUCUUUUUCUUUCUUUCUUACUUUUUUCUUUCUUUCUUUCUUUUUUUCUUUCUUUCUUUUUUGUUUCUUUCUUUUUUCCUUCCUUUCUUUCAUCUUUCUUUCUUUCUUUUAUCUUUCUUUUUUCUUUCUUUCUUUCUUUUAUCUCUCCUUCUUUCUUUUAUCUUUCUUUCUUUAUUCCUUGAUUAUCUUUCAUUCCUUUUUUCCUUCUUUCCUUGCUGUCUUUCUCUUUCUUUCUUUCAUACUUGGUUGCCUUUUCUUUCGUGUUUGUUUGUUUCUUUCUUUCUUUAUUACAUUCUUUUUUGCUUGCUGGCUUUCUUUGUCUCCGACUUUCUUUCUUUUUUCUUUUUUUCUUUCUUUAUUUCUGUCUUUCUUUCGUUCGUUCGUUCGUUCGUUCGUUCUGUCUUUCUUUCUUUCUUUCUUUCUUUCGUUCUUUCUUUCUUUCUUCUUUCUUUCUUUAUUACAUUCUUUGUUGCUUGCUGGCUUUCUUUGUCUCCAACUUUCUUUCUUUCUUUCUUUCUUUCUUUCUUUCGUUCGUUCGUUUGUUCGUUCGUUCUGUCUUUCUUUCUUUCUUUCUUUCGUUCUUCCUUUCUUUCGUUCCUUCUUUCUUUCUUUCUUUCUUUCUUUCGUUCUUUCGUUCGUUCGUUCUUUCUUUCUUUCUUUAUUACAUUCUUUGUUGCUUGCUGGCUUUCUUUGUCUCCAACUUUCUUUCUUUCUUUUUUCUUUCUUUCUUUCUUUCUUUCGUUCGUUCGUUCGUUCGUUCGUUCUGUCUUUCUUUCUUUCUUUCUUUCUUUCUUUGGUUCUUUCUUUCUUUCUUCUUUCUUUCUUUAUUACAUUCUUUGUUGCUUGCUGGCUUUCUUUGUCUCCGACUUUCUUUCUUUCUUUUUUCUUUCUUUCUUUCUUUCUUUCUUUCGUCCGUUCGUUCGUUCGUUCAUUCUUUCUUUCUUUCGUUCGUUCGUUCGUUCAUUCUUUCUUUCUUUAUUACAUUCUUUCUUGCUUGCUGGCUUUCUUUAUCUCCGACUUUCUUUCUUUAAUUUUCUUUGCUGCUUUCUUUCUUUAUUACCUUCUUUCUCUUUCUUUCUUUCUUUUUUCUAUAUUACAUUUUUCCUAUCAUGUUUUCUUUUUCUCUUUUUCUUUAUUGCUUUCUUUCUUUCCCAUGCCUACUCCAAUCCUUCUGAGCAGCGUUUCUUGUAG
Molecule: messenger RNA, 1266 nt
Organism: Acanthosepion pharaonis
Lineage: Eukaryota; Metazoa; Mollusca; Cephalopoda; Sepiida; Sepiidae
Source: the annotation of a GenBank genome assembly